CUCAGUCAGGUUGACAAGCCCCGCUCCCAGUCGUUGGUCGUCAUUCAAGCUGGUAAAUCGACAAUAGACACCAACUGAAAUACUUGGGUAAUAAACACCAUGGUGGGAGUGGAGUGCAGGUCUGAGCAGGUGAGGGUGUGAUCCCUCUGCAACUGGUCGACGAACACCCUGGCAGCCAGACAGAUCAGAACGGAGAGGAAAAAUGGCUCGGAUUGUUAACUUUGACCUGCGUUAUCCGUUAAUGGAAGCUGGACUGGAAAGUCCAGUGGAUGAGGAGGGUGUUCAUGACUCGUUCAACCAGCUGAUAGCGGAGCAGAGUCAGAAUGGAGGACUUGAUGCGCUUGAGCUGCAGGAACUACAGAGAGAACUGGAUGAGGAGGGUCGAGACAAUGUGGCCUAUCUGUCCAGCCCUGGACAUGACUAUGGUAGGAGGCAGGAGCGAUGGGAAGCGGAAAGAGAGGAUGAUGGAAGACAGACGGACUCCCUUGCCGGUGAACGUUGGUCUUCAGCCACACUAAAGAUUCUGUCCUCUAUGCCGAGUCGCACCAUUGGACGCAGCAGAGGAGCCAUCAUCUCACAGUACUACAACAGAACUAUGCAGCUUCGAAGACGCAGACAGAGCAGACCCUCCAUCCGAGACUUCUCUCGCUCUGCCAGACCGAGCAUACGAGGCUACGGCAUGGAGGGGGACACUACAGACUCAGAGGGCGCUGAGCUGAGGAAGAGGGAACAUCUGGUGAACAAUCUGCAGAAUCUGUCGGUGAGUGACAGAGUCAGGAUGCUCCGGGGGAUGCCACUCAGCGUGGCAGAGAAGAGUGAACUCAGGAUGCAAGCAAUGCAAAAGGAGCAACGUAGACACUCCGGUCGCCAGAUCCCCUGUUGCAGUCGACUCAAAUAUUACAUCAUUAUUGCUGUGAGGCAGAGUUGGUACAGCUGGCUGUCCUUCAUACACUCCCUCCAGCUGUGGCAGGUGGCCCUCAAGAGAGUGAGCGGGCGUUUCGGCACGGGUGUCCUCUCAUACUUCCUCUUCCUCAAGACCCUACUCUUUUUCAACCUCUUCCUCUUCCUGGUGACGGGGGCGUUCUUGGUGCUGCCACAAGCGGUGCACCCUCCUCUGUUUUCUCAAGGGAGACCCUCCUUCUCUGGACUGGAGCUCCUCACCGGAGCGGGUUAUUUCUCAGACUCAGUAAUGUACUAUGGGUACUACUCCAACUACACACUGCGAAAGAGCUGCAGGGUUGACACUGGAGGGCAGAACAUGUCGAUAUCAAACGGAACCGGGAUGGACUGCCCAUCAAAACGCCACUCUUACAACAUGCCAAUGGCCUACUUCUUCACCAUAGGAGUGUCCUUCUUCAUCACAGGCAUCAUCCUCGUCUACAGCAUGUCAAAGUCAUUUGGUCAGAGCUUCAGAAUUGACAAGUCUCACAGUAUUUUGGCCAUGAAGGUGUUUUGCUCCUGGGACUUCAAGGUCCUCAAGAAAUCCUCUGUCAAACUCAUGUCAGAAAAUAUCUGCACCCAGCUUAAGGAGCUGCUGGCAGAGGUGAAUCAUAAACAUGUAAAGAACACUGUGUGCCAGAAGCUGUGGAGACUGACAGUUCAUGGCAUAGCCUGGACUAUCUGCAUUGCAAGCACCACUGGCUGUGUGAUCGGCAUUUACUACUUCUCUGAACACAUGCACCAGAACCUGCGGCUCUUCUCUCGUAACACCCAUCAGAACCCCCUGUUGAAGGAGGCCAGUAUGCUGGCUCUCCCUGUUGUGGUGUCCGUCAUCAACCUGCUGCUGCCCGGCCUGUUCAACGCUGCCGCCUGGAUGGAGGACUAUGAUUCUCCCUCUGUGCGCACAUACGUUGCUAUCGGCCGAAACUUGAUGUUGAAAGUGAGUGUACUGGGAGUCCUCUGUUAUCACUGGCUUGGUCGGGUGGCCGCUGACCCUGCAAGUAUCAACCUGACAUGCUGGGAGGACUUUGUAGGCCAGGAGCUGUAUCGAUUCCUCAUCAUGGACUUCAUUUUCACUCUUCUAGACACCUUGUUUGGAGAGUUUCUCUGGAGGUUGUUUUCUGAGAAGGGGCUGAAGAGAAGGAGAAGACCAGUGUUUGAUAUUGCCAGGAAUGUUCUGGACCUCAUCUAUGGACAGACUUUGGCCUGGCUAGGGGUUCUCUUCACUCCUCUUCUGCCUGCAGUGCAGAUCCUUAAACUCCUGCUGCUCUUCUAUAUUAAAAAGGGCAGUGUGAUGAUGAACUGUCAGGCCCCCAGGAAGCCGUACAGGGUCAGUCAGAUGACCACCAUCUUCAUCACUCUCCUCUGUAUCCCAUCCUUCAUCGGUGCCUCUGUUUGUGUCACGUACACCAUGUGGAGCAUCACACCAUCCUCAUCAUGCGGCCCGUUCCGUCAGCUCAAAACCAUGUUUCAGGCGGGAAAGCGAUGGGUUGAAGAGCUUGAAAAAGAUAAUCCCAGCCUGUCCAUGUUGGCCAGAGCUCAUGCCUACCUAGUGGAAAAUCCUUUUUUCCUGUUUGUGGGAGCAGGAAUCUUUCUGAUCGUCAUCUAUUUCCACAGUCAGGUGGUGGACGGCCAGAGGAAGAUCAUCAGCUUACUGCAGGAGCAGAUAGAAAACGAGGGAGAGGAUAAGAAGUUCCUGAUCACUCGCCUCCAGUCGAUCCAUGAGCAGAAACGAACACCGACUCGAAGACUCACCAGUCAGGAUUCUACCUGUUGAGCUGCCAACAUCUCCAUCUCAAGUAGACACACACCUACUGGUUAAGACAUUUUCAACCAGUAAACAGACUUGCAACACGUGUAGUGUUUAUAGAUGAAAUAGCUGAUCUUUAGGAAAUUUAAUGUACAAAAAAACAAAACAAGAGCAGCACAUGUUGAGAAAUCUCAAAGCUGAUCUGUCAGUUUUAAUAGAUUUCAAUCAUCUCUUAGUGGCACUUUCAUAUCAACUGUGAACAGUUUUAUAGUCUACAAUGUGUUGAAUUUUUUAAAAUAAUUUUUAUCAUUGUGUAUAUUGUACAUAAACCUUGAAUGUUGUGGGGUUGUGUAUGAUAAUAUGGUCUGUUCUCCUGUUUUUUCUUUUUAAGGAUGACUAUUGUGAUACUUUUAUAAAUUAAAUUAUGUUUUGUUUUCA
Molecule: messenger RNA, 3127 nt
Organism: Sphaeramia orbicularis (orbiculate cardinalfish)
Lineage: Eukaryota; Metazoa; Chordata; Actinopteri; Kurtiformes; Apogonidae
Gene: tmc6b
Product: transmembrane channel-like 6b
Exons: 21
Coding region: 203-2716 (837 amino acids)
Cellular component (GO): plasma membrane
Molecular function (GO): mechanosensitive monoatomic ion channel activity
Source: RefSeq, a predicted model, not a curated record